CUGAGUGCCUGAGAGAGAGAUACACACAGAGAGAGAGACACACAGACAGAGAGAGAGAUACACACACAGAGAGAGAGAGAGAGAGAGAGAGAUACACACAGAGAGAGAGAGAGAGAGAGAGAGACACACAGAGAGAGAGAGAGAGAGAGAGAUACACACAGAGAGAGACACACACACACAUACACAGAGAGACAGACAGACAGAGAGAGAGAGAGGAUUUUAUCAUCAGUAUUUUUUUCCCGGAUCUCGAGGAGAAAUGUCUUAUUACGAACACAUCGUGUUUGAGGAGAACCUCUUCACCGAGAACCUGACCGACUUCGGUUCUGGAGAGCUCGGCGCUGAUUUUGAGACGCCGUGCAUCCGGGAGCGGAACCAGGACCUGAAGAGGAUUCUGCUCCCCGCGGUGUACGGUGUGAUCUUCGCGCUGGGGCUUGUGGGUAACGGGUUUGUGGUGGUGGUGAUGGGGUGCCAGGGGAAGUCGCGCACCAUGACCGACCGCUACCGGCUGCACCUGUCCGUGGCCGACCUGCUGUUCGUGCUCUCGCUGCCGUUCUGGGCGGUGGACGCGGCGAGCGGGUGGCGCUUCGGCGGCUUCAUGUGCGUGCUCGUGCACAUGGUGUACACGGUGAACCUGUACGGCAGCGUGCUGCUGCUCGCCUUCAUCAGCCUGGACCGGUACCUGGCCGUGGUGCACGCCACGAGCAGCCAGCCCACGCGCCGCCUGCUGUCCGAGCGCGUGGUGUACGCGGGCGCGUGGCUCCCGGCGCUCAUCCUCACGGCGCCCGACUUGGCGUUCGCGCGCGCCGAGGCCGUCAGCGAGACGCGCGUGGUGUGCCAGCGCAUCUACCCGGCCGACGGGUGGCUCACGUGGAUGGCGGCGUUCCGCGCGCAGCACGUGCUCGUCGGCUUCGUGCUGCCCGGUCUUGUGAUCCUGGUGUGCUACUGCGUCAUCAUCGUCACGCUGUCGCGCGGCUCCAAAGGCGCGCAGAAGAAGCGCGCGCUGCGCACCACCGUGGCGCUCGUGGCGUGCUUUUACGCGUGCUGGCUGCCCUACUGCGCCGGGAUCGUCGUGGACACGCUGCUGCAGCUCGGCGUCAUCGCGCACAGCUGCGCGCUCGAGAGCGGCCUCGAGACGUGGAUCUUCGUGACCGAGGCGCUCGCGUACUUCCACUGCUGCCUCAACCCCAUCCUCUACGCCUUCCUCGGGGUCAAGUUCAAGAAGUCGGCGCGGCGCGCGCUCACCGGACGCGGAUCCAGUCUCAAGAUCCUCCCCAAGAAGAAAGCAGGCAUGUCCUCGGUGUCCACGGAGUCCGAGUCGUCGAGCUUUCACUCCAGCUAACGCGCAAAAAACCCGGCACGCGGACUCCGCUUCCGUUCCAAAGAUAUAAAUAUGAUGUAAAUAUCCAUGAGGACUGAAGGAUCAGGCUGAGCCUGGGCUCUCAGUGACUGACUGACUGCCAAGAUUUUAGCUCGUGUGUGUGAUGACCUGCACAAAAUCACGAGUCAGCAAAAAGCAUCAAAAUUCCAUCCAUCCGCUCUCUUUCGGUCACAUCUAUAGUCCUGGUUUUCAUAUUUUAUUUUUUUUCCAAGCUUGAGAUGGACACUGAGUGAUCAGAAGGUUCUCUUAUCACUAUUUUAGCACAUCUUUGUGUCAGUGUGUUAAGUUUGUUGUGAUAACCUAUGCAUCAUACAAAAAAGCAUCAAAAUGUUGUCCGUCCAUCCGUUUAUCACUUCUGUAUUACUGAUUUUUUUUUUUUUUUUUUUGCUUUUCAUGUUUCUCUUUUUGUGUGAUUUGGGAUUAGAUAAGUCUGAACACACUGGUUGUGUUUAAAGAUUUCUGUUUCACAGGACACACAAAAUAACACCAUGCACUGGUUUGACGUCAUAGAAACACCAGGAACAGACUAUAUAAUUUUUUUUUUUAUUUUUUUUCCUGUGUGUCUUGUCUCCCUGAUUCUGUACUUAUGUACAUCAUGGCUCUUAUUUAUUGUUUUUGAAGAAGAAGGAAAAAAGGAAGUCCUUCAGGGAUUGCUAAGUGUUUCUGUAUGUUGUUUUUCAUAUUAGCUGCUGUGUAUAGCUGUGUUUUGAGUCCUUUUGUAAUAAAAGUGUGUUUGGGGGGGAAAAAAGUGCGGGUGUUUUUUUGUUUAAAGUGCAUUAGGGGUCUGAAAUCCCAGUGGCACCAAAAAGUACCAAUUGACUCAUGAUUCUGUAGAACUUCCUGUUUUUAGGCUAUUCCUCAUUCUCCUGAAAACAAGUUUAAGUUCAUAACUUUUAAACACAAGUGAUGAAAGUGGUUCUUUCUUCUUUGGCCACCUGUGCUGAUGUACUGACGUGUUUUCACAUUCAUUUUGUGCUUUAAUGACUCAGAGACUGAAACACACACGCGCGUGCAUACAUGCACAAGCAUGCGUGCAAAAAUAAACAUCUCCACAAAGGGACU
Messenger RNA from Neoarius graeffei (lesser salmon catfish), 2440 nucleotides. It is a transcript of the gene cxcr4a, whose product is annotated as chemokine (C-X-C motif) receptor 4a. Bases 257 to 1339 code for a protein of 360 amino acids. Gene Ontology annotation, biological process: G protein-coupled receptor signaling pathway; brain development; immune response. NCBI's taxonomy places the organism in Eukaryota, Metazoa, Chordata, Actinopteri, Siluriformes, Ariidae. Gene Ontology annotation, molecular function: G protein-coupled receptor activity. The transcript is spliced from 2 exons. Gene Ontology annotation, cellular component: membrane. The record is from RefSeq and is a predicted model, not a curated record.